Messenger RNA from Chaetomium strumarium, 4227 nucleotides. RefSeq names its product hsp90-like protein. Gene Ontology annotation, molecular function: phosphorelay sensor kinase activity. The coding region runs from base 367 to 4227 and encodes 1286 amino acids. The transcript has 3 exons. Lineage: Eukaryota; Fungi; Ascomycota; Sordariomycetes; Sordariales; Chaetomiaceae. Gene Ontology annotation, biological process: phosphorylation; phosphorelay signal transduction system. The record is from RefSeq and is a predicted model, not a curated record.
AGGGGGAGGCGCUCUAACUUCUGUCCCAACCAACCGCGGCUCUGGGCCAGCCACGGAUGGGCCCAUAUCCGAUCUGGCCGAUCUGGGUCCAGAGCCGUGAUCGAGUUGCAUCACUGAUGCUCUGGACCGGGGCUGUGGACCUUGAGUCAAGACAUGUCAGAGAAUGCUAGCGAAAUAUUCUAUCUAGAUGUCACGUACAAUCUUGCCCCCCUUCCACUGAUGCUACCCCAUGAACUUGGGGUGUAUAAGUCCUGCAGGUUUCGAUAACACAGCGCGUCGGAUAACCCCUAUGCUUUGGCUUAGUGCCCUGCUCCUGCUCACGAGGGAGUGGAUCCACCGCACACAGGGCGCUCGAGGUGGUCAACGAUGACGACAUCUAUCGACUCGGACUCAGACUCUCACUCAACUUCGUCAGAGGCAGCCCGUGAGCGCGAGACUUUCAAAUACGAUGCGCUUGAGAUCUCAACCGCUGCGUUCCGCAACCCUGAAAGCGCAAAGCCGAUUCCGUCCGCCGUCCUAUCAUCGACUCCUGAUCCUGGGCUUACUGCGUUUGCGCAGCUCGGACUGUACCGACUGGGGGGGUCGCGUGCACUGGUCUCGCUGUUUGACCGCAAGAGCCAGCAUAUCGUCGCCGAGGCCGUCCGGGCGACCCCAUUGAACCUGAACGAAGACCAGCUAGGCCAGCUCUGGCUCUGCGGAACCGCGGUCCCUCGAACGACCAGCAUCUGCGAACACGUUCUUGCCGGACCCGCGUCUUCUCUCACCAUUCCGGGCAACGACACCGGAGACACCCCAAGCGAUUUGCCCGUGUCGGUUGUGCUGAAUCUGGACGAGGAUGCCAGGUUUUGCGAUGUGCAAGACACGGCCAAGCGGUUCUACAUCGGCGUGCCCAUCCGGUCUCCCGCGGGAAUCAACAUCGGCGUCUACUGUGUCUUCGAUGACAAGCCACGGCAAUAUGUGUCGGCCGAGGAGAUCCAGUUCAUCCGGGACGUAUCCGUCACCGUAAUGAGCUACCUGGAGGCCAAGAGAUCGCACGAAUGUUACCGGAGAGAGGAGCGUAUGGUUCGCGGCCUCGGGAGCUUUGUUGAAGGCAAGGCUAUGCUGUCGAACUGGUCGCAGGCAUCGAAUCCCUCGUCAUUCAAAGACGUCCCGGGAGUGCACGAAGGGCAUCUCAACAAAAGGCUGCGGGGCGAGUCCACGGAUGGGGAAUUACCAUCGCGCGAAGUGGUCAAGUCACCAGUUCGCGACACUUUUUCGGCUCCCACGCGGACCCGAAGUGUUAGAAGGAAGAAGACCGACCCCUCUCUUCCUAGAACGGGGAGCCGGUUCUCUCCUGCGGACGUCCUGCAAGCUGAGCUUGAGAGUGUCUUCUCCAAGGCAUCCAACAUUAUCCGCGAAUCCAUCGAAGUUGAAGGGGUGGCGUAUCUCGAUGCGAGCAUCAAGACCUUUGGCGGCUUGGUCGGCCAGGAACUGCCGUCGCAACCCGUGCUCGGCAAAGCCGCCUCGGAUCUCGAAUCCAGCGGCGACGACGAGAUCCCAUCCGAGCGGUCCGAAGACGGAGCCGAACAAGCCGCCGCAGAGACGACUUGCUGCAAGGUCCUGGGGUACUCGACAUCCCAGAGCUCGUCCGUCAACGGGGACCGGCCAGGUUCGGCCCUGGCCACGUUCCCCGAACGCUUUCUCCAUUACCUGUUGCAACGGCAUCCACACGGCAAGAUAUAUAACAUGGACGCUCGCUCUGCAGACCGUGUAUCCGACCAUACUCUGCCCUGGUCGUGUUCAUCGAGGAGGAAGCGGAGCGAAACCGAGGUGAUUACCAACCACCUCAUCUCCGCUAUCACUAGUGCUACUAGUAGUAAUACUACCAACGGGAUUUCGAAUGAUACCAAUAAGACCGAGAAGCCGCUCAAGGUUCACCCGACCAUCACCGCUAUCCUCGCGCGCAUGUUUCCUGGCGCCAGGAGCGUGGCAUUUGUGCCGCUCUGGGACCCUCAACGGAACCGCUGGUUUGCCGGCAGCUUUGUCUGGACGUGCACGCCGACGCGAAUCUUCACGGCCGAGAACGAACUCAGCUACCUGAAAGCGUUUGGCCUGACCAUCAUGGCCGAAGUCACAAGGCUGCACAUCAAGGCGGCUGACAAGACCAAGAUGGACGUUCUGGGCGCCAUCAGCCAUGAGCUGAGGUCCCCGCUCCAUGCUGUCGUGGGCGCUGCCGAGCUUUUACGGCAGACGAGUCUGGACGGGUCCCAGGAGGGGAUUUUGCGUACGAUCCAGAUAUCGAGCACAACGCUUCUCGACACCAUUGACCAUCUGCUUGACUACGGCAAGAUGAACCCGCUACUCAAAACCGCUGGGCUGGAGAGGAGUAAUUCAGGACGGCUCCGGCUUCGGCAGGACCCGGUUACUACUGUUUCCGAACCGCUGCUUAACGUGCCGCCUGUACAGCUCGAUCUACUGGCGGAGGAGGUCGUGGAGAGCGUUCUCGCAGGCUUCGGGUACAUGCAUAGCAGUCCGGGUAUGUCCGAUACCCCGGACGCCACCACUCCUCCCACCGAGUACAUACUACCCGGCCGAGAUACGAGCGGCAAAUCCCAUGGAGUCCAAGUACUCUUUGACAUCGAGCCGGCUCAGUCCUGGUCGUACCGCAUACAUCCCGGUGCAUUCCGCCGGAUCAUCAUGAACCUGUUUGGAAACGCUCUCAAGUUCACCAAGGCAGGCUUCAUCAAGGUUCAUCUGAAGCAGGAGACCCCAACGGAAGGAAGGUCGGCCGGGGAUACGCAUCCAUUACAACAAGAUGCCGGAUUUGGCAAGAUCGUGUUGACCGUUUCCGACACUGGUAGGGGAAUCAGCGAGGAAUACCUGCGCAACCAACUCUAUACGCCCUUUGCGCAGGAGGACCAGUUUGCCCCGGGUACGGGACUUGGGCUCAGUCUCGUGCGGCAGCUCGUGACAACACUAGGGGGCGAAAUCCAUGUCACCAGCCAGGUCGGAUGCGGCACGUCUGUCAACGUCAUUCUGCCGCUCCCUGCUGGCCCAGGGACGAGCAGCGAGCAGGAGGGCGAUUUCAAAGAAUUCGCACAAGAGCUGGCUGCGUCGCGGGUUUUGCUUCGUGGCUGUGGUAGGAAACCCUCAGCGACGGAGUCCCCAGGCCCUGACAAGCAGAAUGGAGCGAACGACCAGCAAGUCAAAAUGCAGCUCGACCUCAUCAAGAGCAUCUGCGCAGGGUGGCUUGGGAUGCAGGUCGUGUCUCAAGACUUGCAGGCAGAUGGGCCACCCCCGGACUUUGUCGUCUCGACCGGCGAGUGCCCGCGCGAUUCAGACGCUGGUGGCGGUGCGCUGGAGCCAUGUCCCCAUGUUCGCGUCUGUCAAUGCCCCGGAGCAGGCAAAUUCUCUACGGCACAGCGUCAAAGUGGCCUAGCGUCGGCUUUCGAGCGUAUUUCGCAGCCUCUAGGGCCUCGGAAGCUCGCCAAGGCGCUGCUUGAUAGCCGGCAACGAUGGAAGGACGCGCAGGCUCGUCCGCCAACGCCGCCGAGCAGUGUAGCGUCUCUUUCCAAAGACAAGUCCGGUGCUACGUCUCCGACGAAGGAGCCUCCACUGCUGCUCAGCACACCAUCGCAGGCGGCGGUGGUGACCACCGUACUGAAAGACGCUGGCAUCAUCGAACAUAGGAGCUCAUCUUUGCCACCGUCACCUCCGGAACCACACCACGCGACAGACACCGAAGUCCAGCCACGGAACACCGACACACUAUCCAUCAGGCCCACACCUGUCCCUAUUCAGCAUCACCCUCCACCUACGCCUACUAGCCCAGUCAGUGACGGGCAUGCGAAUAUCCCUCGAUCAGUCCUCAUAGUCGAUGACAACCCGAUCAACAGAAAGAUCCUAGCCGCAUACAUGAAGCGAAUCUCCCUGCCCCACAGCACGGCCGCGGACGGGCUCGAGGCGCUGGAGAUGUACAAGGCUGCCCCGGGGAAGUACAGCUGCCUGCUGACGGACGUGUCGAUGCCGGUCAUGGACGGCAUCGAGUCCUCGCGGCGGGUGCGCGAGUUUGAGCGGGCGCGGGCGCGGGCGGGCCAGCUGGCGCCGUGCAAGAUCAUCGCCAUCACGGGCCUGAGCGGCGCCAACGUGCAGCAGGACGCGUUUGCGAGCGGCGUGGACCUGUUCCUGACGCGGCCCGUCACGCUGAAGCAUAUCGUUGCUGCGUUGGAGGAGCUUGGGGUGAGGUAG